AUAAAUUAUAUCAUAUUUUAUCAAUUUAUAGUCAUGAUCAUGUUAAAAUACAAUUAUUAUACUAAAAUAAAUAUGAUAAAAUUAUAUUCAAUUGAUAAAUUUAUAAAUUUUAUUUUCAUAAAUAUAAAUUAUUUAUUUAUUAUUUAUUUAAAAAUAUAAUAUGAUGAUAGAACGGCUUAAAAUUAACAAACUAUAUAAUACAUGUUUAAAAAUUAAAUUAAAAGGGAGUCAUCUCCUUUUGGUCGUCUCUCGAGCUACACGUUCCAUAGGAGAUCAGAAAUAACAAUGAGUCAGUACAAUCAACCUCCCGUUGGUGUUCCUCCUCCUCAAGGUUAUCCGCCUGAGGGAUAUCCAAAGGAGUCUUAUCAGCCGCAAGGUUAUCCUCAGCAAGGAUAUCCUCCUCCGUAUGCACCGCAAUAUUCACAGCAGCAGCAACAGCAGAACAGCCCUGGGUGUCUAGAAGCAUGUUUCGCUGCUCUCUGCUGUUGUUGUCUCUUGGAUUUUUGCUUCUUCUGAUUGGAGUAUCUGCUCAGAUCUGCUGGUUUAAUUGCAAGAGAGUGUUUGGCAACACAAGAACAUUUGUUGGAUCGGUUAAUGGGCAUUAAAAUGAAAUUGCUGGAUACAAUCUCUUGUAUAUCCUCUGUCGUAUAUGUUUUAUGUUCUUCUAUUCAUAAAUGACAUAUUGUCUAUAGAUUUUAUAUAAAGUAAAUUGGUGUGGAGACAAUA
Messenger RNA from Brassica napus (rape), 726 nucleotides. Its product is annotated as cysteine-rich and transmembrane domain-containing protein WIH2-like. The transcript has 3 exons. The record is from RefSeq and is a predicted model, not a curated record. Lineage: Eukaryota; Viridiplantae; Streptophyta; Magnoliopsida; Brassicales; Brassicaceae. Bases 286 to 516 code for a protein of 76 amino acids. Gene Ontology annotation, cellular component: plasma membrane.